Molecule: messenger RNA, 393 nt
Organism: Fusarium subglutinans
Lineage: Eukaryota; Fungi; Ascomycota; Sordariomycetes; Hypocreales; Nectriaceae
Product: 40s ribosomal s22
Exons: 2
Coding region: 1-393 (130 amino acids)
Biological process (GO): translation
Cellular component (GO): cytosolic small ribosomal subunit; ribosome
Molecular function (GO): structural constituent of ribosome
Source: RefSeq, a predicted model, not a curated record
AUGGUCCGAACUAGUGUUCUUAGCGAUGCUUUGAAGAGCAUCAACAACGCCGAGAAACAGGGCAAGCGCCAAGUCAUCCUUCGCCCUUCCUCCAAGGUCAUUGUCAAGUUCCUUGAGCUCAUGCGGCGACAUGGCUACGUCUCGGAGUUUGAAGAGGUGGAUGAUCACCGUGGAGGCAAGAUUGUCGUCCAACUCACCGGCCGUCUGAACAAGUGUGGCGUCAUCAGCCCUCGUUUCAACGUUCGCCUGGGAGACCUUGAGAAGUGGGUUGUUCGACUUCUCCCUGCCCGCCAGUUCGGUCACCUCGUCCUCACCACUUCCGCUGGUAUCAUGGACCAUGACCAGGCUCGUCGCAAGCACGUCUCUGGCAAGAUCAUCGGUUACUUUUACUAG